AAUUUCCACCAGUGUGUGCUUCUUCUUGCUGCUCGGCACAUUUUGUAUGAGCGCUUGUCAAUUGUCAAAAUACGAGUAUAAAAAUUUCAUUUCAUUUUUUCCCCCCUUCGAACGGUGUGAUCAUUCGAAGCCAGCAACGCUGAACGAACGCAUCGGGAGAAAAUAAGAAAAACAAAAAGCCAAACGCAAACGCAAACCAACCAAAAAAAAAAAAAAGAAAAGAAGCGGAAAGCAGAGUGUGUGGUGUGUGUGGAAGUGUGUGCGAGCAACAAGAAGCGGAGGCAAGAAGGAAAAGAGGAGCAGAAAAGUGGAAAAACUUUCGUCAAGUUUGCGUUCCAUGGUAUUUCAACAAUAAAUUCCGCACGCCAGGCCAAAUUACGCAAAAUAAUCCCCCUAAUCAAAAUGAGCAGCUCCGAGGAAGUCUCCUGGGUCACCUGGUUCUGUGGACUUCGUGGCAAUGAGUUCUUCUGCGAGGUGGACGAGGACUACAUACAGGACAAAUUCAAUUUAACUGGUUUAAAUGAGCAGGUGCCCAACUAUCGCCAGGCCUUGGACAUGAUCUUGGAUCUGGAGCCGGGUAAGAUCGGAAAUAAAAAGAUAUCAUACGCAUACUUACUCAUAUUUUUCAAUCCUUCAGAGGACGAGCUCGAGGACAAUCCCCUGCAGUCCGACAUGACCGAGCAGGCCGCCGAGAUGCUCUACGGCCUCAUACACGCUAGAUAUAUACUAACAAACCGCGGCAUCGCUCAAAUGAUCGAGAAAUAUCAAACUGGCGAUUUCGGACACUGCCCACGUGUCUACUGCGAAAGUCAGCCCAUGCUGCCAUUGGGUCUGUCGGACAUCCCCGGGGAGGCAAUGGUGAAGACCUAUUGCCCCAAGUGCAUUGACGUGUACACACCAAAAUCGUCGCGCCACCACCACACCGAUGGCGCCUAUUUCGGCACUGGAUUUCCACACAUGCUCUUCAUGGUGCACCCCGAGUAUCGUCCCAAGCGUCCUACUAAUCAGUUUGUUCCAAGGCUGUAUGGCUUUAAAAUACACAGCUUAGCUUAUCAAAUUCAGCUGCAGGCAGCAGCCAAUUUUAAAAUGCCACUACGAGCGCAACGUGGUCAGCCGCCCAAGGACGAAGAGCCUGAGAAUAAUGCCGAUACGGUCCCCAAGCGCCUCUAAGCCGAUACACACCCACACAGACACUUGAAUUCAAUCACAGGCAGACAAACACACACACACACACACCUACAGGCCGGGCCACACUGAAAACAAAGUUUGGAGAAGCGAGCGAGAAUAUGUUUACGAAAAAACCCCAGAUAGACAGGAAGGACCAACAUCAAAAUCGUCAACGCUGGAUCCAAAAGCAGAAAAGCCAUUAACACACAUACAGAAACGAAAAACACUCACACACAGUCAGCUCCUGUUCGAGAAAAUAAGGAAAGUAGGAUCAGGUGCAGUGUGGCCAGAGCUUUAGACGAAAAGGUAAAAAAUAAUCUAAUAACAAAGAAGAUCAAGAAAUGUAGCGUUAUUUUUUUAGAUUGCAGCCUUAUCUUUUCGGUAAAUAUUUGUUUAUUAGUUAUUUCAAAAGUACUUCUUUAUUCAAAAUAAUCAAAUAGAAAUAUAUAUUUUUAAAAAUACUUUUAUUUCACGGAAAAGGGUUCUCAAAUUCUCAAAAACUGUUAUUAGAUUACUUUUCACUCUGCGAAUUACACUAAAACUCAGGACACACUGAACAGGUGUAUUCAACUAUAUUCUUUGCAUUUUAUUUAUUAAGUGAAAUGAAAGGGGCUAUACCGAUUUAUAAAUAGUCUUUAAAAUAUUAAGUCAUGUGGCCGGAUACCCACCUCUGUUCCCUCAAUUCUAUUUCUACCCCUGCCCCCCGAUUUCGAGCCCCAGCCUAUUUGCUUCUUCUUCAAAGCGUACUACUUCAAGAACUUGGAAAUAUCGAAAGCCGAAAACUGAAAGCUGAAAGCAGGAACCCAAAAACAGCAACCACAACAACAACAGAUAAAACCAAAACUGAACGUGAGCCGAAUUCGAAAAAUAUCGGUGUUCCCUUUUUCGAAAUCUGAGAGUGCAUAUACUUAUAUAGAAAUACAUAUACAUAUAACAUAUAAACAAUAUACCGUUAGCUUAUUUAUAUAUGUACACACACAUACACAUACAGACUGUUCCCAAAUUUCAAAUUGGGCUUAAAUUAAACGAAGCCGGAAUUUCAGUUAUUUUCAACUGCCAAAAGAGCCGAGAAAUUUAAAAGUUCUGUGGCGGUGCUUGAAUUUCUGCUCUUCCGAGUUCGUUGAAUUCAAGAUCGAAUGCGAAAGCGAGAGCAGAACUGAUAUUUAAAAAAAAAAAAAAAAACAGAAAACAACAAAAUAUUUUAUGUAUUUUUUUAAUGUAUUUAAGAAUAAUUAAGAUUAAAAAAUGAAAUGAUAAAGCAGUCGUCGAGAGAAGAUAAUACCGUUAUCACAGGAAUUAUAUAGCAAAACAGAGAUAAGGUUGAUAUGAUGCGCAAGGAAAUGAUGAUGAAUUUCAAUGCCAGCGAAUGAAGAGAAAACAAUAAAGAUGAUGAAAACCGAAA
Molecule: messenger RNA, 2569 nt
Organism: Drosophila takahashii
Lineage: Eukaryota; Metazoa; Arthropoda; Insecta; Diptera; Drosophilidae
Source: RefSeq, a predicted model, not a curated record